This is a messenger RNA of Heteronotia binoei (common prickly gecko), 4323 nucleotides long. It is a transcript of the gene CCNT1, whose product is annotated as cyclin T1. Gene Ontology annotation, biological process: regulation of transcription by RNA polymerase II; positive regulation of DNA-templated transcription, elongation. Bases 79 to 2226 code for a protein of 715 amino acids. The record is from RefSeq and is a predicted model, not a curated record. The transcript is spliced from 9 exons. Gene Ontology annotation, molecular function: cyclin-dependent protein serine/threonine kinase activator activity. Gene Ontology annotation, cellular component: cyclin/CDK positive transcription elongation factor complex; nucleus. Lineage: Eukaryota; Metazoa; Chordata; Lepidosauria; Squamata; Gekkonidae.
UUGCGUACGCGCAGGGCCGGUGCGUGCUUCCUGCCUUCACACGCGCAUGCGUCGUUGUCGACGGUGACGGCGGCCAUCAUGGCGGUGUGUGGCGCGGCGGUUGCAGCGGCGGCAGGAGGAGGGAGACGCUGGUACUUCAGCCGGGAACAGCUUGCGCGGAGUCCUUCCCGUCGCGCGGGGAUGGACCCGGAUAAGGAGCUGUCCUACCGGCAGCAGGCGGCUAAUCUGCUUCAGGAUAUGGGCCAGCGCCUCAAUGUUUCUCAACUGACUAUCAAUACUGCUAUUGUCUAUAUGCAUCGAUUCUACAUGGUUCAGUCCUUUACUCAGUUUCAUCGGAAUUCUUUGGCGCCAGCUGCCCUUUUCCUGGCAGCCAAGGUGGAGGAACAACCCCGAAAACUUGAGCAUGUCAUCAAAGUUGCCCAUGCCUGCUUGCAUCCUCUAGAGGCUCUUCCAGAUACACGGAGUGAGGCUUACCUGCAACAAGCCCAAGACCUGGUCAUUCUAGAGAGCAUAAUACUGCAGACCCUGGGAUUUGAAAUCACCAUUGAUCAUCCCCACACACAUGUGGUGAAAUGCACGCAGCUUGUUCGAGCCAGCAAGGAUCUGGCACAAACUUCUUACUUCAUGGCUACCAACAGCCUUCACCUAACCACCUUCAGCCUGCAGUACACCCCUCCCGUUGUGGCCUGCGUCUGCAUCCACCUGGCCUGUAAGUGGUCCAACUGGGAGAUCCCAGUCUCCACGGACGGGAAGCACUGGUGGGAGUACGUGGAUGGCACUGUAACUCUGGAGCUUUUGGAUGAGCUAACACAUGAAUUCCUGCAGAUCCUUGAAAAAACUCCUAGCCGGCUGAAACGAAUCAGGAACUGGCGGGCAAUCCAGGCAGCCAGGAAAUCAAAACCAGAUGAGCAGGGUGAUGAUGAUUGUCUCUCGGAACAGACAAUCCUCAGCAUGAUCUCCAGAAGCUCCUCUGACACGACCAUUGCAGGUCUGAUGAGCAUGUCAACUUCCUCGACUGCAGGGACUGUGGCUUCACUCCCAAGUACCACAGCUGACUCCCCAGGAGAUCUGGGCAGUACAGACGCAUCAGACAGCUGGAUGGGUCCGAUCAAGCUAGAGGUUAGCCAUAGGCCUCAUGAAACCUCUCUUAGCACAGAUCAUUCACAUCAUGACAGCAGUAGAGGCUCCUUCUCAAAACAAAGCAGCAAGAGUGCACCACUAGCAAAAGUGUCGUUAAAGGAGUACCGCGCCAAGCACGCUGAGGAGUUGGCUGCACAAAAACGUGAGCUGGAAAACAUGGAGGCUAAUGUGCGCUCUCAGUAUGCCUACGCUGCUCAGAACCUGCUUGUGCAGCAGCAGCGGGAGCGGGAUGUGCAGCAAGAGAACAAUCCAUCUUCCAUCAUCCUGAAGAUCCCCUUAAGCAGUAGUACUGAUGGUUUGGAACGGCCCCCAGCUGAGAAGGCUGACAAACCUUCCUCUGCCCUUAAAGUGCGCCUCCCUGUUUCAGGGGACAAAGCCGCCCUUCCUUCCUCCAAGCCUGAAGAAAUAAAAGUACGCAUCAAGGUGCCAACUACCUCAGAACGGCACAGCUCAUCUGAUGAGAGUAGUGGCAAAAGUCGGGGUGAGCAUAGGGAAAAACAUAAGGGCCACUCAGCCAACCAUCACCAUCACAAUCAUCACUCUCACAAACAUUUGCACACACCGCCAGUUGCAAGCACCAAGCGACCAGGAGACUCUAAGCAUAGCAGCCAGAGUGGCAUGGCACCCCACAAAGGUUAUGUCCCAACUUGUUCCUCCCGUAAGAGACCCCUGGCUGAGGAGGUAUCGACUCUAGCACACGAACACCAGCCUAAAAUCAGCAAGGGUUCAAAAGGGCCCACCGUGUCAUUUCCCUUCCCUCAACACCCUGGACAUAGCUUGGAUGCAGCCAGUUUAUCUUUUACCCAGGGCAACAAAGCCAGAGCGGCUCAUGGAAAACUGGACAAGAGUACAGCAGGAGCCAAUGGGCAUAACAUGAACCAGACUAUUGACUACCAGGAUACAGUGAACAUGCUGCACUCCCUGCUCAGUGCACAGGGCAUGCAACCCACGCAGCCACCCAGUUUUGACUUUGUGCACUCAUACGGCGAGUUCUUGAACCCCAGGGCUGCUGCCAGUGUGGAUAACUCACGGCCACCGCCUCUGCCCUCAGAACCUCCCCCUCCCCUACCGCCUCUUCCCAAAUGAUGACCAUUUUGACAACUGAGGUUGGGUUGUCUUCUGCAGAGGACAAGUGGCUCAGUGAUUUCCACUGCCUUGUGUGAAUGCCCUUUACACCUCCCCUCCCCUUUUUAAGUGUUUUUAUUCUUGGUAUGAGAAUGUGGAGCCCUUGAAGCUGUGAAAGGGUGUACCCUCUUUCUGUGUGUGCUUCCCCCACCUUCCCCUCCAGUUCUACUGGAAAGAGAUGGGAAUAUGUGUUGCCUGUGAGACUGAGCCUCGAUAUGCAGAGUUUUGAAGUUCAUCAACCAACAGUACAGAGGGGCACAGGGCUAUUGUCACAGUCUUUCUCUUUCUAAAAAGACAUUUUAAAAUAAUUUAAAAUAAGUUAUAUAUGUUCUUAGUGUUGAUUUUAUUUUUCUAAGAUGGACAAGGAAGGGGUUAGAGUGGAAGCUUUUGGAAGUAGGGCUUUUGGGCUCUACCUGCUUACUCUCUAAGUGCAUCUGGUCUUGGUGGAUGUUUCUUUCUGGAUGGAAGCUGUGGAGGUUCUAAAAGGAGGAGAAGAUAGGUGUGGGAAAGACAUGAACGUUUACCAGAGUAAUUGGGGUCUGGUAGGUGGUGGUGGGUUUUUUCUUUCAUUUUUAUUUUGGCCCAGUUCCCUCUGCCUUAGUUUUUGGCUGCUCCCCAGUGAAUGAAUGGAGACAAUGCAGACCCCAUAUUUCCAAAGUAUUUUCAGAACAACAAAGAAAAGAUGUGUGAAAUUGUGGACUUUGUCCAGCCCUUCCUGCUGAGCAGGAAUAUGUAAGAACCCAGCUUCCUUAACUUCUCACUUCCCUCCUUAACCACACUGCUUCCAUUGGGAUGUCCUGUUACUGUGCCUGCCACCUAAAUGCAGUCAGAAGAUUAAGGACUAGCUAACUGAUGCAUUAAAAAGAAUGCAGAUUGGAUCACAUAAAGAAUAAGCAUGACUGUGUCCUCCUGUGGGAACUCAGAGUGCCUUCAGAAAGAAGAGUUCUUACAGCGGGAAAAGGUGGGGCUGCUCUGGGAGUUGGAGAUGGAAGGAAGUUAGAAAGCCUGUGUAAAUGUUAGAACAGUAAUCGUGAUUCUGGGAUGCUUUAAAUUGUAUUUAAACUGCAUUAUGAGAUAUGAGAUUUUCACAUUUUAUUAGAGGGCGGAAAACUACUUUUCAAAGUCUGUGUGAAGACAGCAACAAAUGGAAUCAGACAAAUUUGGAUUGCAGAAUGGAAGAAGUGAGAAGAGCUGAUAAAGCAUUGAUGAAUUUUUAGGAACCUACUUGUCUUCUCAUUUCCAGAUAUCUGUCAGCACUACAAAAUUGUGGCCAGCCAGGGGGUAUCCUGCAUUGAUUUGAGUCCUAGGGGGUGUGGAAAGUGACCCUUGCUAAUGAUAGUUCCAGAGAUGUAUCCCAAUCAAAGGUUGCGAAGCAAACGGCAUACUGACUGGCCUAAUUCUCCAAUCCUGUUAAAUUAAUAGGGCUAAUUUUUAAGUAGGGCCAUUUUACUUGGAAUUUCUCUAGAUUAUAUCAGUGUGCUCUAAAAUUCAGUCUUGAGUGGUAGCAUGUAAGCAGUUGCACAGAGCACCUGGCCUUGAGCCCUUUGGAUGAAUGUUCAGUAUCUGGUUCAGCAAACUAUCAAGGCUUUUCUAGCACUGUGAAGAAAAUCUCCAAGUUGAAACAUUCUGAUUUUGGUGUGUCACAAAAUAUGUCUAGCUGGGAUGGAGUACUUUGAUUAAAAUAUUGUGCUAGUCUACUGUAAUGUGUUCAAGAGAAACAAAAAUUGGGGAGGGGAAGGCUAGCAAUAGCAAUGGGCUGCAUCUGCAAUCUCAUGUAAGGGAAGCUGAGUUUGUGCUUGUUUGCCCAUUACUGAGAGGCGCACCAUAUUUAAAACAAAGCGCUUGGUCUCUGGGUAGCUGAUUUGGUUUGAUUGAAGUGUUCUAUCUGAAUUUGGAACAGUAACUUUAUUAUCAUACCAUCUCUGGAUUUCUGAAGCAAAGGUGUCUCAGCUUUUUCAAAAACGUUGGGCCUGGUUUCACAUAAUCAUUCAAAACUGAUUCUAAUUCCCAGCUCAUAUUAUUACUAUUCUAAGUUUCAAUAAAUGUACUGUCUCCACA